Nyctereutes procyonoides (raccoon dog) is the source of this 3068-nucleotide messenger RNA. Its product is annotated as KIAA1586 ortholog. The record is from RefSeq and is a predicted model, not a curated record. Gene Ontology annotation, molecular function: SUMO ligase activity. Bases 151 to 2511 code for a protein of 786 amino acids. Lineage: Eukaryota; Metazoa; Chordata; Mammalia; Carnivora; Canidae. Gene Ontology annotation, biological process: protein sumoylation. The transcript has 4 exons.
CGGCGGCGUCGGCGGCGUCGGCGCUCACGCAGGGGCGGGUCACGGCGGCGCGAAGCGGUGCUGGGCGGGAAGGCAAGUCGUGGCGGCGGCGGCGGCGGCGGCGGCGGGGUCCGCAGGAGCGGCGGUGCUGUCAGUUAGGCCGUCGGAGAAAUGGGAGACCCGGGGUCGGAGAUGAUAGAAUCUGUCCCUCCAGCUGGGCCCGAGGCAUCUGAGGCAACGACGGAUGAAAACGAAGAUGACAUUCAGUUUGUUAGCGAAGGACCAUCAAAAUGUGUUCUUGAAUACAAUUAUCUAGUCUGUAGUGAUAAUGAAAAGCCUAGCACCUGUCAUAAUGAUAUUCUGUUCCCUAAAAUGCCAAAACGGCAGGGAGAUUUUUUGCGUUUUUUAAAUGUGAAGAAGGUGAAAACAGACACAGAAAGUAGUAAUAACAAAAGUCAAUGUGAAUUGUCUAAGUCAAAGGAACCGAAUUUCAAAUACGUUGAACAACCAAUCACUGAAGAAAAUCCAUCAUGUUCAUCAAAGGAAGAAACAGAUAAUCUUGUGCUUCCAGAUUGUUGGAAUGAAAAGCAAGCAUUGAUGUUUACAGAACAAUACAAAUGGCUUGAAAUAAAAGAAGGUAAAUUAGGAUGUAAAGAUUGUUCAGCAGUUCGGCAUUUGGGAUCGAAAGCCGAAAAGCACGUCCAUGUGUCCAAGGAAUGGAUUGCAUAUUUAGUAACUCCUAAUGGCAGUAAUAAAACUACUAGACAGGCUUCUCUGCGGAAGAAAAUUAGGGAACAUGAUGUUUCUAAAGCCCAUGGUAAAAUCCAGGAUUUGUUAAAGGAAUCAGUUAAUGAAUCAAUUUCUAAUUUAGUGCAUAAACAAAAUAAUAAAAAUAUUGAUGCUACUGUAAAAGUUUUCAAUACUGUUUACAGUUUAGUAAAACAUAAUAGACCUUUAUCUGAUAUUGAGGGGGCAGUAGAAUUACAAGAGAAAAAUGGAGAGGUCAACUGUUUAAAUACGCGAUACAGUGCAACAAGAAUAGCAGAACACAUCGCAAAAGAAAUGAAAAUAAAGAUAUUUAAGAAUAUUAUAGAAGAGAAUGCCAAAAUCUGCAUCAUAAUUGAUGAGGCAUCUACAGUUUCAAAGAAAAGCACUCUAGUGAUUUAUCUCCAGUGCACAGUUCAUUCGGCUCCCACACCAGUUAUGUUGUUUGUUGCUUUAAAAGAAUUGGUGUCAACCACAGCAGAGUAUAUUUUCAAUACAAUAUUGAGUACUUUAAAUGAUUGUGGCUUUACUGAUGAAUAUUUGAAAGCAAACUUAAUUGCAUUUUGUUCUGAUGGUGCUAAUACAGUGUUGGGAAAAAAGUCUAGAGUAGCUACAAAGUUGUUAGAAAAUUUUCCUAAAAUCAUUAUUUGGAACUGUUUAAACUAUCGAUUGCAUUUGUCACUUGAUGAUUCAAUAUCUGAAAUAAAACAAGUUAAUCAUUUUAAACUAUUUCUUGAUAAAAUUUAUUCCAUUUAUCACCAGUCUAAUAAAAAUCAAAACAAGCUUUUAGAAACUGUAGCUAAAGAUCUUGAAAUUGAAAUUAUUAAAAUUGGCCGGGUAAUGGGACCAAGAUGGGCAGCAUGUAGUUUACAAGCGGCUACUGCUGUAUGGCAUGCAUAUCCUGUAUUGUAUAUGCAUUUUUCUAAUUCUCACUCUGGUUUGGCAAAGAGAUUAGCUAACAUUAAUUUUUUGCAAGACCUGGCUUUAAUGAUUGACAUUCUUGAAGAAUUUUCACUACUUUCAACUGCAUUACAGUCAAGAUCAACUAAUAUUCAAAAAGCACAAAAAUUAAUCAAACGCACCAUAAGAGCUUUGGAAAAUUUAAAAAUUGGUACUGGAAAGCAUGAGUCUCAAAUUGAAGGUUUGAUUAAGUCAGAUAAGUUUAAAGAUAUUCCAUUUAAUAAAAAUAAUAAAUUUAAUGCUCUUCCUAGAAGUAUGUUACUAGAAAAUAUAAUUGAACACAUGCACUUACGUCUUGUAUCUGACAGAAACCACAAUGAAAGUAUUUUUGAUUAUUUUGACUUGCUAGAACCUUCUGCAUGGCCUUAUGAAGAAGUAACUUCACCAUGGAUAGCUGGUGAAAAAAAAUUAUUUCAUCUAUGUGAAAUUUUAAAAUAUGAAAUUGAUUUGAGUGAUUUUCGGGAAUUUGUAAAUAAUAAUAUAAAAUCAAACAAUGUUUCCAUUCCUACAACUAUACAAAAAGCUAAAAAGAUAGUUAACACUAUUGCAAUCAAUAAUGCUGAAGCUGAAAGAGGAUUCAAUUUAAUGAAUAUAAUUUGUACAAGGGUGAGAAAUAGUUUAACAAUAGAUCACAUAUCAGAUUUAAUGACAAUAAAUUUAUUGGGGAAAGAGUUAACAGAUUGGGAUGCAACACCAUUUGUAAAGUCCUGGUCAAAUUGUAAUCAUAGGUUGGCUACAGAUACAAGAGUUAGGCAAAAAUCAACAAAAACCUAUGAGAAUCAGCUGGCUAUAUGGAACUUACAAUAAAGGAUAUUGUAUAUGUUUUUAUCAUUUGUAAUUGUGUGCUACACAUCUUUUAUAUAUUAAAAAUUUUUUUGAAAGCCAAUUGUUAAACUUUUAUUAACACAUUGUUUAAAAGGCAUUCUCCAAAGAGAUAAACUUGAUUGUUGUUUUUAGGAGCUUUAUAAUUUUUUUUAGAGAUUGAUACAGUGGACCAUGAUGUAUAUUCCAAGGAGUCCUAUACAGAGUAUCCAACCAUUUCCAUUUCUGCUGUCUUACUUCUAGUAAGGAUGCAAAAGAAUUACAAUCCAGUAAAUUCUAAGCCCUGGAAAUUAUAUAAAAUAAAUGAGAAAUGGAAUAAAAACUGCAAGCCUUUUGGCUUUUACUCAUUUCUGUAUCUGUGCUAAUACAGUAAUCUAUAGGUAUGUGUGGCCAUUAAGCACUUGAAAUGAGCUCAGUAGGACUAAGUGAAUUUUUUAAUUUAAUUAAAUAUAAAAAAGCAAUGAAGGGAGGCAGCCCGGGUGGCUCAGCGGAUUAGUGCCGCUUGCAGCCCAGGGUGUGAUCCUGGAGACCCCAGAUCAAGU